Camponotus floridanus (Florida carpenter ant) is the source of this 935-nucleotide messenger RNA. RefSeq lists its product as uncharacterized. The transcript is spliced from 2 exons. Bases 340 to 849 code for a protein of 169 amino acids. NCBI's taxonomy places the organism in Eukaryota, Metazoa, Arthropoda, Insecta, Hymenoptera, Formicidae. The record is from RefSeq and is a predicted model, not a curated record.
UGUUGUGCUUGAUGUGCUCUGUCGGAGAGCCAAUUAAUUUAACAUCUACUACAGCGCGCACGUGUUUUAUACUAUCGUAGCACAUAAGAUCUUAGCAAAGUCGAACGACCUCAUCUUCGGCUUCGACGUCUUGUCCGGUUUUGUUCCCUCUUCUACGGUGACGAGACUUUUUUCUCAGAAGCAAACAGUCGAUCGAUAGCUCUUGCAGUAGCUGCCACGAUUUCCUCUCAUAGAGCCGGUAGAAAAUUCAAACGUGUUUAAUUCUUCGUAAAAAUCAUAUGUUAGUUUUUCAUCAUAUUUGACCACUCAAUCCGUUUACUUGUCAAGAUCUUCUGAUAGAUGAUGAUACUAAAAAAGAUAGCUGUUAUUUUGAUAGUCCUCAUUUGGGCCCGUGUUUCUUUGGCGGAUUAUCGUCAUCGCUCAAAACGUUCAAACAAUGAAUAUAUAUUACACAGAUGUACAGCCACUGCGGAAUUAAUUAGGAAACAUAGGAACGGCGAAGGUAUCAGUUCGCGUAAAACCGAGGAUAAUUCCUCUCGGUUGCAGACACAACAGAGAGAUCCUGAGAUUUUUGCAGUGACGACUCUAAUCGAUGCUUCUCGAUCUGAAACUUCGAGCGGUAUUUAUCGACGUAUGACUCAUAUGAGGAGGCGCGGUAAUGGACACGCACGUCGAAUCACGGGCAAACAGUUGGCAGAUACACCCCUCAGAACUCUCAAUAUAGAUACGUCUCAAGAAAGACCAUCAGCCUUUAAAAGAAAGAAUCUGUUACCAGAACUUCCGCGCGAUAUAUCGAGCGGAAAAAUUGAUUCGUCGCCGCGUGUAGUAAUCAUCAAACCUACAACUUAACAAUUCCAAUAACAUUUGACUUACGCAAAGUUUGAAUUUAUCACAAAAAUUCAUGUAAACUCAUUACAAUUAUUUGUAAUAAUUUC